Molecule: messenger RNA, 2955 nt
Organism: Rhipicephalus sanguineus (brown dog tick)
Lineage: Eukaryota; Metazoa; Arthropoda; Arachnida; Ixodida; Ixodidae
Exons: 4
Coding region: 142-966 (274 amino acids)
Source: RefSeq, a predicted model, not a curated record
AAUAAACCUCCCCCCAAAGUUUUGUUUGCGACAGCUGUUCUCGGGCAGUUCUCCGAAGUCCUUCGCAGGACGGGACAUUCGAGGUGGCGAAGCUAGCGCGGCCACUUUUGUGCGUGCCAUGAGAGGAGGAAAUUGGCGCCUAUGACAUUCGACGAGCUUCGCUCCACCAAGAGCGACGGAUUGCGAGGAGUCGCUGACAACGUUCGUAAUCAGCUGCGGCAGCUAACUCGGUCAACACUUGACGCCUGGAGACCUUCGCCUCUCGUCAACAGCGACAGGUUUCAGGGCCAUCGAGGUCGUCACAGCACUCUCAUGACAGCUAUGAAAAUCCUGGCGGUCCUCCUCCUGGCCACUUGCGCCGUUGCCGGUGUGGCAGCCCUUGCAACUCGCCACCGCGUGAAGCAUGAAAUUGCCUCACUCUGCGACAACAACAUCGACCAGCACGCUCGACUCGACCGGCUUGUGGAGCGGAUUCGUAACCGGCUGCGCGAUGACGAGCCGUUCCCGUUGCCCACUGACAUCGCUCCCCUUCGACUGUACGAUGGCGUGCUGUGGGGCCUCAGCAACUUCGAAAUGCGCCAUCCACCCCAGUUGGUUUGCGGAAAUGGCUAUGCCAACCUCAGCAUGCUGAUUGGUUUGGUGCAGCCGCAUGUCCGAUACAGGUGGAACUUCACGCCGAUUCCCGGAGUCACCGGCCAGUUCAUUGCGCAUGCCGAUCGUGCCACCGUGGACGUCUUUCUACAGGCACCCCUUAACUCUACUAACGCAAAGGCUUCCAUCAAGUCGCUCAAGGUCACCGAACUCAGUCAGAUCUGGGUCAAGGUUCCCAGUGUUCCCGUGGUGAGCUGGGUGGCCUCGCAAAUAGGCAACCUGGGCACAAUGAUCAAUCGCAAGAAUUUGAAAGUGUUCCUUCAGGAAAACCUGCGCACCUCCAUCCAAAAGACCCUGAACAAGGAACCCUUGUAAGUGCUGUAGGGAACAGGGCGACUGGCAGACUUGGCAGAUUUCCUUUGCUCCUGCUCUCAGCCGACAACAUUCAUCUUGUUUGUACAAGAGACUAGCUGUAAUAUGGUGGUCCGCCUGGGUAAUCCAAUGCAUUGUGGAAUCAAAUUGUGUAUGUUCAGUUUCACUCUCUUGUGUCGAUUUUUUUUACCCUUCAACUUGCAGCUAGUUUCUAUGCUAGCUGUCAUAGCCAUUCGUUUUCAUUUUGAAGUCUGCGCUUAUUUGUAGGGAUACCAGUGUUAAACUGGGUUUUUUUGUUAUGCGUGGCAUUUUUAUGAUGUCUUCACACAAGGCAUUUGUAGUUGGCAGCUCAAUCUUAGAUUAUCAUUUGACAUUUUUCAUUUCUGUGAGUCUUCAGUCAACCAGUUGGCUUUCUUAGAACAUUUGCCAAAGGGUUUAUGAUUUGACAUAGAGAAAACUCUUCUGGCAAACAUCUGAACAAUUUAGUUUGAGUGCCUGAAACUUUCAGCGCUGUUGCUAAACGAUGCAUGUGAUCAAAUGGUUCACAGAGGAAGCUUGUGUUUGUACUGUGACCAUAAAUUCAAACGUGAAUAACUAAUCCUAAAGCUUAUGUGUGCAAUCACAGGGAAUUGUAACAUGUAACUGCUUUGUAAGCAUUUUUUUAGAAUGUAGUAGCCUAUUGAUGUAAGCUGGCCGCUGCUUUAUAGUGCUACAGGCCAGCUAUAAUCAAUAGAUACACGACAAUGGAUGCCACAAAGCAUGCAUGCAUUAGAGCAAGCCUUAAUUCCAAUUCAAAAAAGACUCAAGUGCACAUUUCAUAGCGUGAAUUAAGCCACUCCUACAAAUGUAGGUGAACCUGGAAAUGAAACACUGCAUCUGAGUGGUUCUACAAUUGCCCACAUACGCAUGUAUUCUGUUAGUAUUGUCAGACACGAAAAUAUCGUCGUUAUAUCCGAAACUUUGUGAUAAACAUAUUCAUAACUCUGUAUUAACGGCAAGCCUAUUCAUCAAUUGCUUUGUUAUAUUUGUAUUCGCUAUACCGGAGGUCUGACUGUACAUUUUUUUUUUUUCAUGUUGCCUCUGCUCUAUGAUAGCAUUUGUAAAGUUCGAGAACAAAGCAAAUUGAGCUAACUACUAAGUGGUUAGAAAGCAGUUGGAACUUUAGGCUUACUUUCUGCAACGGUAUUGCCGAAGAAAUUUUUUAUUAGUUGUCCAGUUGUCCCCUACUGAUGUGCUUACGUGUAAUGCAUGAAAUUUUAGUGUCGCAUGAAGUCUGUGAAUUUUGCUAUGUCAUGAUGUCAUAACAGUGUCAUUGCCAAGCAUGGCAUCUCGAUAGCAACUUUAGUAACAAGUAUAGUAUCAGUAUUUCCAACUUUCAUACUUGUCAGGUAUGAAGUGCCAUGUGUUCAAAGCGGGGGGUAAUGCUUAUGCAACUUCGAAAACUCCAUUAACAUCGAAGUUCAACAGCAUUAUUAUGUGUCAGUGACCUUUUCAAUAGACAUGUUCACUGAUGAGAGUUUGGGUUGCUUCAAAUGCAACGUGACAUGGUGCAUGGUAUUCAUAGUAGCACACCCAGAGCCUUGAAACUUACUGGUGCUCUUGAGUGUGCAUUAAGGGCUUCUUCAAGGAGGUAUAUGCGAUGGACAUUACUUUGUAUAGUUACGUGGACAAAGAUAGAUGCUGCGUUUUUCACUUCGGUAUUUGCCACGUUCACGAGUCUUCCACUUUUAACAGGACCACAAUAUACAUACUGGAUCACGUCAGGGUCAUGUAAUGCAGCUGUGGUUGCUGCAUCAAUACUCUUGCCUGUUUCAACAAGGAGGCCAAUUAGCAAAUAUUUUGUAUGAACUUUUUGUACUGCUAGUCCUUGUGUACAACUGUAUAAGGUCACACAAUUUUUGCCUGGCUCAACUUCAUUGUAGUUUAUAUAUUAUUUUAUGUUGUAAAAGCUAUGGCCGUGUUCUGAACAAAUAAAGGACUACUGCACGGCAA